Molecule: messenger RNA, 1215 nt
Organism: Fusarium pseudograminearum CS3096
Lineage: Eukaryota; Fungi; Ascomycota; Sordariomycetes; Hypocreales; Nectriaceae
Exons: 6
Coding region: 1-1215 (404 amino acids)
Cellular component (GO): membrane
Source: RefSeq, a predicted model, not a curated record
AUGCCUCACGAAAUAGCUAAUGAGAAGGGGGAAGCAGAGAAUUCUACUCUAUUGGCCCCCGAGACUAUCAAUGGAGCUGUUUCGCCUAGUCCAAGUGCAACCUCUUUCACUUCUUCUGUCGAGACAAACGGUUCGGACUUUACUUCAUCAUGGGAGAAAUUGCAGGAUGUCUAUUCUCAGAACGUUGGACUGUUCUAUGUACUGCUGGCACAGCUAUUCGCAUCUAUUAUGUCCAUGACAACAAGGCUCUUAGCAACUGGGUUUGAGACAAAGUUCCACGCUCUCCAGAUCAUCUUUGUCCGUAUGCUCGCCACUGCACUAAUCGGAUCUUUCUACAUGUGGCGUGAAAAAGUCCCCGAUUUCCCUUUGGGGCCACGUAACGUUAGAGGUUUAUUAGUGUUGAGAGGCAUGGCUGGAUCCGUUGGACUGUUUGGUCUUUAUUACUCUCUUUCAUAUCUCGACGUGUCCGACGCGACGGUCAUUACUUUUCUUGUUCCCACCCUCACAGCAUUUAUUGCUUGGGUUGCUUUGCGCGAACCGUUUACCUUGAAUGAAGCCUUGGCAGGCCUCAUAGCGUUCACCGGCGUUCUUUUCGUUGCCCGUCCUGCUUUCAUCUUCCCACAAAAUGACUCCUUUCUGACGGGAUCCUCUUCUGACAACGAAGGUGCCGCCAAAGGUAUUCUUUCCGCAGUAAAGGCAACACCCCAUGAGCGCACAAUUGCUAUUUGCUGUUCCAUUUUCGGCUCCAUCGCUGCAGCGACAGCUUACUCAACUAUCCGAGUUAUUGGAAAGCGAGCUCACUCUCUUGUGAGCGUCAACUACUUUGCUGUAUUGGCUACUAUUAGCUCCUUCCUUAUCAUCACGCUUCACCCUGAUUUGCAGUUUGAGGUUCCUAAAAGCCUCGCUGAAUGGGCCAUUCUUCUCUCUAUUGGGGUUUCGGGCUUUCUAUUCCAGGUUCUUCUCACUGAGGGUUUGCAAAGAGAGAAAGCCGGGAGAGCGACCAACCUUAUUUAUGUACAACUUGUCUAUGCAGUCAUUAUCGACCGCGUCAUCUGGGGAACUGUCCCUCCACCUGCCAGCUUCAUUGGCAGUGCUCUUAUCAUUGGGUCGGCUAUUUGGGUGGCCUUGCAAAAGAAGGUUUCCUCAGAGCCGAAGCCAGUGUCCGAUGAGGAGAGAAAUGCUGGACUUGACAAGAAUGGGAUGAAGGAGGCAUAA